GAAAUUUAAUACAUUGUAUAAAUUUCACCACUUUUCUGAAACUUUUAAGAUAAAACAACAAAACUCGCCCAUCUUACUCUUUAAGUGGAAUUAAAUUGCGUAUUACGAAAAAGAAAUAUAGAGUUAAAGAUGUUACAAUCGAGAUUAAGAGGAGCAAUAUUUGGUAGGAGGAGUAGAUUAGGGGUGAAUUGGGGAAUAAGUAAAAGAUUUUUAAGCCAAGAACAAGAAAUAGAUCAGAGUGCUGCUACUCAAGGAACAGCCCCUACUCAAGGUUAUGCUCCUUUGCCCACUGGUCUUCCUGCUGAUCCUGCCAUUCAUUCUAGUGAUCCACCUCAGGGAGGAGAUACAGACGAUGCAAUGAACGCCACUGCAGCAGAGGAACAAGUUCGAACAACAGCCGAUGAACCGGACCUAUUUGUUUCAGCAAAGCCACCAACCUCUGCGUCCCCAACAAUAGGACACACAGAGGUGGGACGUCCAUCAGAGCCCAACAUUCAACAAAGGCGUAAAUUAUCAGAACAGCCAAGUCCAUCAACUGAUGCAGAAGCACACAAGGCCCAAAAACAAGCCCAAGAGGACGACAACAAGGAAUACUUCAAACACCACAAGGCAUCUCCCCUAUCAGAGUUGGAGUUUGCGGAUACAAGGAAGCCCAUAACACAGGCCACAGAUAGUCCUACGACCUAUUACGGUGGUGAUCCGGGAGUUCUCGUGUGGAAGCCGGAGCAGCUGGAGACAGCUGAGGAUACGUUGUUGCGAGCUGUUGAGAUGUGGAACUGGAAUAAGAUGAGGGGUGAUCCUGAUUCUCCUCAUGGUAGAGUCCUUAGAGAACUUCGUGGUGAAUAUUGGUGAAAAUGAGUUGAGAUGAUACAAUUUGCCAAAAAUGUCGGCAAAUGAAUUAAAUGUAUCAUUAGUGGAAAUGGAAGUUGACAUGAUACAAUUUACGAAAAAUGUGGGUAAAUGAAAUACGAUGUAAUAUUAGUGGUGUUUCUUAGUAUGUCAUAGUAACUUGAGUCUUCAGCUGUUGAGUACUCUGAGCUCUGCUGGGAUGCAAAACUCCUUUCAAACAUAUUCGUUAUCGAAGUAAUCAGCACCAAAAUGUACAGUUGUUGCAGUUUGUCAUUGUUUUUUUCACAAAAAAAAAAAGAACUCUUGCAAUAGUAUGUUAUCAUUUCCCCUCUGAAA
Molecule: messenger RNA, 1185 nt
Organism: Beta vulgaris subsp. vulgaris (sugar beet)
Lineage: Eukaryota; Viridiplantae; Streptophyta; Magnoliopsida; Caryophyllales; Amaranthaceae
Exons: 2
Coding region: 130-852 (240 amino acids)
Source: RefSeq, a predicted model, not a curated record